GUUUGCGUACACGACCGAGAGAAAAAUAAUCACACCUCGCCAUCGCACAUGCCACGGCAAUCCACAAGCACAAGCCAAGCGCCGGAGCUCUAUAUAAGGAGCCGGCGAGCAGGCGAAGGCCACCAUCCAGAUCGAAUCAUCGAUACACAAUCACAGCCUCAUCAUCAGCCACAAGGGAUCUCGUUUGGUUGAGUGAUUGAUCGAUCGACCCCUCGCCGCCGGUGACCAUGAUGGGGGAGGCGCUCAUCUCGCCGGAGCUGCGCGACGUGUUGGCCAAGGUGGCGGUGUUCCUGCUCGUGCAGGGGCUGGUGUACCUCAUCCUCACCAACUCCUCCGACGUCUUCUCCAAGAGCAAGAGGCUCCGGUCCCUCAGCUUCCGGCCCAUGCGGUCCAUGAGCGUGCGCCGCGUCCUGGCGCCGCUCUCCGACGUCCCCGUCGGCACCGACGACGACUCGCCCUCGCCCUCGCCUUCGCUGUUUUCGUCUUCUUCGUGGUCGUCGCGCCGCUGGGUAGCCGCAAAGAGGAUUGAGCAGCUUGGAGUCAGAGCGGUUGCUUAGUUCUGACGCCAGAUGGGUAGCUACUAGUACUAGCGAACAUGGUAAUUCUGAACUGUCCAGGGUUUGUUAUCGUGGUUUGACCGUUUGAGAUUUGAGAAUGGUAUUUGUUUAACUCUCAUGUAAAUCAGAUUAGCUGUGGCCUUGUAGAUAUGUUCAUUGAUUUGAAUCGGGAUGAUGAAUUAUUUGAUUCUUUACA
Triticum aestivum (bread wheat) is the source of this 753-nucleotide messenger RNA. RefSeq lists its product as uncharacterized. NCBI's taxonomy places the organism in Eukaryota, Viridiplantae, Streptophyta, Magnoliopsida, Poales, Poaceae. The record is from RefSeq and is a predicted model, not a curated record. The transcript has a single exon. Bases 228 to 557 code for a protein of 109 amino acids.